UCCCGGCUGCUGCACAAACGAUUCAUAUUGUAUUAUGGUAUAUAUAUAUUUAUUAGAGUAGCUGCCGGUAUUCCGGUUUCGAGUUGCCUAAACGAUCGCCACAGAUGACCACGUCCUACAAGACGUCCGGUUAAGUUUUUUUCGCCGGCUCACACACACGUUACACACCACACGUCGUCGUCGUCGUCGCAGUUGUUUAAUAAACGUUCAGUCACUCGCUUACCACUGUCGCGUCCGUUGCGCCCCUCGUGGUCACUGUGAAAUUUACUCGAUUGUCCACAGGUGUAUUUACAUAAAAAAUAUAUAAUCGUAUAUAGCAAUAAACUGCGUCGUCGUAAUUUAAAAAUCAAUUAAAUUUUUAUUUUUAAUUUGGUCGUAUGGUGGUUUAGUGCCGAUCAGUACACAAGAUCCGCGACGAAAAUCCAAAAAAUUUAAACGGAACGUCAAGUAUACUCUACAACACUUUCAAGCUACACAAUAUUUAUUUCACUCAAAAUGGUUUCGAUCCAACUGACGGCGAUGGUUAUCGUGGUCUGGUGCUGUACAAUGACCGCUUCGGAACCAUACUGGAAGUGGCACAAACCGUACACAUGGAACAGUUCGCCUAAAUUAAAUUUACCUACGCACGCAGCCGUCUACGGCAAACCACUACCGCGACCCUACUCGUCUGCUCACGAAAAACCACGAGAUCGGUGUGAACUGCGCAAGGCGGUCUUCACUCAGGACGCCGAAUCGCCACAGUACCUCCUAUACAAGACCAAAAUUCCAGACUUGAAAGAAUUCACGCUAUGCCACUGGCAUAACAUUUUCAACUACACGCACGAUCAACCCAUAUUCUCGUAUUCGCAUGCUGGUAAAUCCCGUGUUAUAUAUUCGUGGAUUGAGAACAAGCCCGACAAAACAUAUUACUCGUUGGCUAUCAACGGACAUACCAUUUACAGAAUUAAUUAUCCGGAGAAAUUGUUCAAAUGGUAUCAUGUGUGUCAGUCGUGGAACGGUCACACGGGUGAGUGGCAGCUGUGGAUCAAUUCCGAAAGAGUGGGCAGAGGAUUUUACAACUUGAUGGCCGGCAAGCAGAUUAAGGGUGGCGGCGUGGCAAUUACUGGACGGGAGUACCUGGAUCAGGCGUUGGCUGUCCACUACCCAGCAUAUUCGGGAGAACUGACGUUGCUCUCGCUGUACAAGGCGGCGCUAACAGCGGGCAAGGCAUACAACGACCACAAGCACCAUCACGUGCACAACUUCCAUCAUGGAUAUGACGAGUCGGUGGACGAGGCCGAAACCGAGGCACCACCCACACUACCCCCCGGCCCGGAGGCUACGAGGCCACCACACUUGGCGCACGGCGGAAAGUUCGCCAACGGUCAGCGGCUGCCCAUGCUUCCGAUACCUACUGUCAGCAGCCCGGCGCCGAAGGAUUCGCUGUUUCCGCAACUGCCACCGCAGCCACAUCUGCCGCUUUUUGACGGUGGUCUUUAUGACUUCUACGACACACCGGCUGCCGACGAGACGUUUCGCGUCAAUUUGUUGGACAAACAAGACGAAAACCGCCGUAGCAGCACUUCGAUCCGUUACAAGCGUUGGACUCCCCUGUUCCAGAAGUCGAUGACCGACGUCACUCCCGCCGACAGUAACGACCGGUUCGCCAGGUCCGACGGUGAUCUGUACGACCGGAAGUACGAACCGGCCGAGUGGGAAGUGUCUAAAGUGGCUAGCGUGUGCUCGGCCUGUGUAACGGACCCGUUCCGCGCGGCUUCCGUUCUGUCCUGGCACGAGACCCGCAAACAGUUCUACAACGGCGUCCACUAUUUGCCCGCUCUGCCGAAGUGCUAUAUGUUCUGACGAGAUUCGCGUUCUGGUCAUCCAACCACCGCCACCCAAUCUCACCAACCAUUUAACGACCCUGUCACCUGCCGCCGACGCUAUACCGCCAUACACUUUAUUAUAGCACGGUGGUAGGUGGGGACGUCGAUCCAGGGAGCGAUACUGUACAUACUUAUAUAUAAUAUAUUAUUAUUUUUAUUAUUAAUAGUGCGUGGAGCUUAGAACUAUAAUUGUAUUCACUUAAAUCAUAAUACGCCGUAUGUGACGGCCAAGUUACGGUGUACACUGGUUUUUUCGAGUACCUACCAAAAUUUGUAAAUUUUUCCAAAGUUAAAAAAAAAAACAAACGUGAAAUUCGUUGA
Messenger RNA from Melanaphis sacchari, 2186 nucleotides. RefSeq lists its product as uncharacterized. Bases 496 to 1842 code for a protein of 448 amino acids. The record is from RefSeq and is a predicted model, not a curated record. The transcript has 5 exons. Lineage: Eukaryota; Metazoa; Arthropoda; Insecta; Hemiptera; Aphididae.